AUGUUUUGGUCUAGAGUAGUCUAGAGUCCAUGUGAUCAAGACGUAAGCAAGUAAGACAUUAACACAAUUACAUACUUUGUACUGUCGCAAGUAAAGAAAAAAAACACAAGUUUAUUUAUUUUCUCUUUUUUUUUAAUUAUCAUUUUUAUUUGGACUUGAGAGUUAUGGAAUGCGCGUAUUGUUUGUUUAAUAAUAAUUAUGGAGGAAUAAUUUAAAAAAAUUAAAUAUUAUUAACAAACUGAAUGGCCACUUGACAAAGUUUAAUAUUUGCUAUAAGUAAAUAUAUAUUUAUUUUUGGAGUAAUUUUUAAAAUCAGAAGAAAAACAUUAAGUAAAUAAAAAAUGGCAUUACGAGAAUUAGUUGAAGGUGAUUGUGGUGGUCCGAGUCCAUUUACAACUUUGACCUCGCACUUUGUACAAGAUCGCGGCUUCCGAGAAGACGGUAUCCAUCUUACCCAAGGAGUAUCUAUUGAUAAUGCAACACCUAAUCAAUUAGUUGAUGAGUUUCUGGAACUACGUCCUAUUGUAGAGUCACAGACAUUCAGAAUGAAAGAAAUCUUCCAGCAGAUAAAUGAAAUAGAUGACAAUAAUAUUCGGGCAACAGCAGCUCCAUUGAUACAUCAGCCGUUGGACCAAGAUUCCGUGUGGGCUAAUCAGUUUACGCAAAAUAGAACAGACUUUUAUGAACAGAAUACUGAACGAAUAUGGUCUGAGAGCCUACAAAAUUCAAUAGGCCAACAAGUUCCUAGGAUCACUUAUCAUCCGCCGGAUGCUAAUGAACUAGGAUUAGGACAAACAUGGGCUGAAGAUUAUAUUGAGCACUCGUUGGAGACGGAAAAGAAUGAAGGAGUGGACGCUUUUCCUGCGGUUGGAGAAACUGAAAAUCCCAAUAUUGCAUACUCGAAAUUUAUCAAGUUUAUGCAUCAAGAAGGAGAGAUUCCAGUAGAAAGCCGUGAAAGUUCAGUAGCGCCAGUUAACCUUAAUGACAGUAAAUGGACACAAGAAUUCAAAGAAGAAGAACCUCAGACGGUCCCGAAGCUUGAGGAAGUUGUAGAUGUCAACCCAGAUGUUUUGAAUAAAAACGAUGAAGCGACAACUAGCACCGCUAAUACUUGGGCCAGUGAAUUUUCCGAUAAUAAAAUGAGAUCAGAUCUUGAUACAUAUGAAUCGGCUUUUUGGUCUAAACUACAAGGAGAGUGGGACAAGCUGUCAAAUAAACAGCUCAACGAGUCACAUCCUUGGGUGUCCGAUUACGAGAGUUAUUAUGAUCCAUUCAAAGAUUACAAAUUUAAUCAAGAAAAUCCAAUGAAAAAUGCGCCGGAUGCUUUGGAGCAGGGAAAGCGGAGACUUGAAGCUGGGGAUUUACCAAGUGCAGUACUUUGUUUUGAAGCUGCUGUCCAGCAAAACCCAGAUAAUCCAGAAGCUUGGCUGCUUCUCGGUAAAACCCAAACAGAGAAUGAGCAAGAUCCAAUGGCAAUAGCAGCGUUAAAAAAAUGUUUAACGUUGGACACGUCAAAUGCGACAGCUUUGAUGACCCUCGCAGUUGCGUUCACCAACGAAUCCUACCAAAGCCAAGCAUGCAUAACCCUUAAAGAAUGGCUGACCAAGAACCCAAAGUACAAUCAUCUCUCGACGACUCGUCCGAGUGCUGAACCAUCAGCUCCGAAACUCCCCGUCUCGACGAUUCUCUUCUCUGACAUGCACAAAGAAGUUAAAGAUCUUUACAUCCAGGCAGCUCGAAUGAAUCCCAUGAAAGAAAUAGAUCCCGAUGUCCAAACCGGUCUAGGUGUUCUUUUCAACUUGUCCAGCGAGUACGACAAAGCAGCAGACUGCUUUCGCGCGGCUCUGCAAGUACGUCCCAAUGAUUGUCGACUGUGGAACCGACUCGGCGCUUCCCUCGCCAACGGGCAAAAAUCCGAGGAAGCCGUCGACGCUUAUUCCCGUGCUCUCGAGCUCUCCCCAGGAUUCAUUCGCGCUCGUUACAACCUCGGAAUAUCUUGCAUCAAUUUAUCCGCUUACAAACAAGCUGCCGAGCACUUGCUGACGGCUCUCAAUCAACAGGCAGCUGGACGUGGCGUUCAAGGUCAGAGCCAACCCACCAGUGCCAUGUCUGAUACCAUUUGGUCAACUCUACGAUUAGUUAUUUCUCUAUUGCACAAAUACAAUUUAAAUGACGCCGUUGAUAACCGGGAUCUAGGUAAACUAAACAAAGAGUUUGAAAUAAUCUAGAUAAUAGACGUAUUUUUUUUUUUUUUUUUUUUUUUUUGUAACUAAACAAUUUAAAAUUUUUAAAUCAACAUAAACCCGAUUAUGUCAUAUAUUGUUUCAUUGUUAUAUUAAUGAUAAAAUAA
Molecule: messenger RNA, 2350 nt
Organism: Microplitis demolitor
Lineage: Eukaryota; Metazoa; Arthropoda; Insecta; Hymenoptera; Braconidae
Gene: Pex5
Product: peroxisomal targeting signal 1 receptor
Exons: 5
Coding region: 342-2228 (628 amino acids)
Biological process (GO): protein import into peroxisome matrix, docking
Cellular component (GO): peroxisomal membrane; cytosol
Molecular function (GO): protein binding
Source: RefSeq, a predicted model, not a curated record